Molecule: messenger RNA, 1902 nt
Organism: Chara braunii
Lineage: Eukaryota; Viridiplantae; Streptophyta; Charophyceae; Charales; Characeae
Source: the annotation of a GenBank genome assembly
GAACUGCACGAUCUCCUCGUCCGUUUGUCUCCUCCCUCUCGCUCCCCUCUGCCGCUCCCUUUCUCGGCCUUUCAUUUUCAAAGUGGAUUAUCCUCAUCACCAACUGCCCACAUUCUCUCUCUCUCUCUCUCUCUCUCUCUCUCUCUCUCUCUCUCUCUCUCUCUCUCUCUCUCUCAGCUCCGGCGUCGUUGCCUCGUUCUCUUAUCAUUGCUACCGCGGCGAUGGCCGCUCUCUCGGGCUCCAAAGUGCGGGCAAUGGYAGUUCACACCGCUUCUGUCGCCGGCUACGAAAGCCGAGCUCAGCUGAAGGCCUCCUCGGCAAGGAACGUUCGACUGCCACGUCUGCAUGGACAACAAUCACGUGGAUUUACUUCACGUCUGCAUGGACAACAAUCACGUGGAUUUACUUCACGUCUGCAUGGACAACAAUCACGUGGAUUUACCUCACGUCUGCAUGGCCAACAACCACGUGGAUUUACCUCUCCGAUCUCGUCUUCGACCUUCCUUGGCGACUGCCGAUCUCUAGAGAUGUCAGGUGCGCCGGUGGGAGUCCCGUCUUUGCCGAAGAGGCAUCGUGUGCCGAGUGUGGCUAUGGCGGUUCAAGCUCCUCCUGUUYCGUCCGAGCUGCCGGGCUUCUACCAGGUCGGCGAGCCGAUUCCCGACGAUGUUUCAAUGUCAGCGGUGCUGAGGACGUUUCCCAAGGAGGUGUUCGAGGUCGAUGACCUGAAGGCUUGGAAGAACGUGGCCGUGACCCUGGGGGCAGUGGCACUUGGAUACGCCCUCCUGGCCGUCUCUCCUUGGUACAUGUACCCUUUCGUGUAUGCGUACCUCGGUACCGCUGUGACGGGUCUGUUUGUCAUCGGUCAUGACUGCGGGCAUAACUCCUUCUCCAAUAAUCAGCUCGUGAACGACGUUGUUGGGACUAUUUUAAUGGCGCCUCUGGUCUACCCUUUCGAGCCGUGGAGAAUCAAACACAACGCUCAUCACGCCCACACGAACAAGCUGAUCGAGGACACCGCUUGGCAGCCGUUCCGUCCUUUCCAGUACGACAGAGGGACCCCUCUUCAGCGAUUGAUGAUGAGGAUUGCGCUGGGCCCAACCUGGUGGGUGGCGUCCCUGGGACAUUGGUACCAGUGGCACUUCAACCUGGACCUAUAUAGACCUCAGGAGAUGAAGAAGGUCGUCGUCAGCCUUGCUGCAGUAGCCGCCUUCGUGGCAUUUGCUCUGGUGCCCUUGCUGGUCACYCAAGGGGUGGGAGGAUUCGUCAAGUGGUGGCUAAUCCCCUUCCUGGGGUACCAUUUCUGGAUGAGUACCUUCACUCUGGUUCAUCACACUGCACCUCAAAUACCUUUCAAGUCUGCACGAGACUGGGAUCAGGUCCAGGCGCAGAUUGGAGGCACCGUCCAUUGUGAGUACCCUGCAUGGAUCGAGUUCUUGUGCCAUCAUAUCAGCGUGCACAUCCCCCACCACCUCUCCACGAAGAUCCCGAGCUACAACCUCAGGAAGGCUCAUGCCAUUCUAGAGAAGAAGUGGAACAAAUACCUCAACAAGGCGCGCUUUGGGCUCCCCCUCAUGUCUACCAUUCUCAAUAACUGCAACCUGUUCGAUACGGCUAAGGGCCGCUAUGUCAAGUUCGACAAGUCGCGAAGGGUGUAAUUAAGGGUAGGGACUGGAGAGAGGUGACCCAGAGGCGUUAAGAGUUUYAACGGGUUUGGCAACCCGAGAGUUCGUUCAGUUCAAUCUCAGCCUUCUCAGCCCGUGAGAAAGGGAGAAAGGGAGAAAGGGAGAAAGGGAGAAAGGGAGACAGGGAGACAGGGAAGAAAGGGAGUGCUGACAGUUCUCUUGUGUCGAUGAGUGGCCCACUGUGGCACACUGUGUUUGCUCCUGUGUGGGAGCGGCGAGG